Aspergillus wentii DTO 134E9 is the source of this 7350-nucleotide messenger RNA. It is a transcript of the gene fgnA, whose product is annotated as polyketide synthase fgnA. Gene Ontology annotation, biological process: secondary metabolite biosynthetic process; fatty acid biosynthetic process. The transcript has 12 exons. Gene Ontology annotation, molecular function: fatty acid synthase activity; 3-oxoacyl-[acyl-carrier-protein] synthase activity; phosphopantetheine binding. The record is from RefSeq and is a predicted model, not a curated record. NCBI's taxonomy places the organism in Eukaryota, Fungi, Ascomycota, Eurotiomycetes, Eurotiales, Aspergillaceae. The coding region runs from base 1 to 7350 and encodes 2449 amino acids.
AUGGCAAUGCGCCUACCGGGAGGUAUUAGCAAUGAAGAGGCCUUUUGGGAUGUACUCGUCAAUGGGAAGGACACCAGAGGUCCUAUUCCGCCCGAUCGUUACAAUACCCAAGGAUUCACGGAUAAGAGAGGGAAAUUGGGAGCCAUUAAAUCCCAGUCAGGAUAUUUCCUCGACCAAGACUUGACGAAACUCGACACAUCCUUUUUCACGCUCAGCAAGACGGAGCUGGAACGAGCCGAUCCGCAGCAGAGGCAAUUACUCGAAGUCACUCGCGAAGUGUUUGAGAGUGCCGGUGAGGUUGGAUACCGAGGCAAAUCGAUUGGGUGCUACGUAGGCACGUUUGGCGAGGAUUGGCUUCAUAUGAGUUCGAAAGAGACACAGCAUUCGGGGAAUUAUAUUAUAACGGGGCAUUGUGAUCUCAUGCUGGCUAACCGGCUGUCUUAUGAGUAUGACCUGAAAGGACCAAGUAUAGUGAUCAAAACUGGCUGCUCCGCCUCACUGAUAGCCCUUCACGAAGCAUGUCGAGCACUGAACUUUGGGGAUUGUUCUGGCGCCAUUGUUGCUGGAAGUAAUCUGAUUAUGGGCCCAGCAAUGACCGCAGGCAUGUCCCAGGAGGGUGUCCUGUCACCUGAAGGAUCCUGUAAGACCUUUGAUGCGGCUGCGGAUGGAUACGCCCGUGGUGAGGCCGUCACUGCCGUUUAUCUUAAGCCACUUGAUGAUGCAAUUCGAGACAGGAACCCCAUUAGAGCCAUAAUUCGCAAUACAGCUAGCAACAGUGAUGGCAGGAGCCAGGGUCUCAUGACACCCAACGGUGAGAGCCAUGCAGCUUUAAUGCGUAAGAUAUAUGCCGAUACUGGCUUGGAUCCUGCCUUGACGGGCUUCGUCGAGUGUCAUGGCACUGGUACUGCCACCGGGGAUCCUAUUGAGACAAAUGCCGUGGGAGACAUUUUCGGGCCUGCUGGCGUCUACAUUGGAUCUGUGAAGCCGAAUGUAGGACAUUCGGAAGGUGCUUCGGGCAUCACAAGCCUGAUCAAAGCGACUCUCGCCCUAGAACACGAGACGAUUCCCCCGAAUAUCAAGUUCCAUACACCCAACCCCCGAAUUCCCUUUGUUGAAAAGAACCUCAUAGUACCAGUCAAGGCAACCUCAUGGCCAAAGAGUCGAGCGAAGCGAAUCAGUAUCAACUCUUUUGGAAUUGGAGGCUCAAAUGCACAUGUUAUUCUAGAAGCCUAUUCAGAGUCACAUGCUCCACCACCACGCUCUCAAAAGGGCAACCAUCGGCAUUCAGAGGUUGCAUUAAUCUCUGCCAACACGCAGGAUUCAGCUAAGACCUUGGCCAGUAACAUUCAGAAAUAUGCAACCGAGCACCCCCUGGACAUUUCGAGCAUAGUAUACACACUGGCCCUACACCGGGAACACCUCCCAUACCGUUCCUUUCUUAUCUUGGACUGCGCGUCCAGUAAUGAGAUACCAGCAGUUACCAAAGCGCCUUCCAGUCCAUUGAAUGUAGCAAUGGUAUUCAGUGGACAGGGGGCACAAUGGCCGGAAAUGGGACGCGAGAUCAUACAGAAUGAUGCACAGUUUGCACAGGAUAUCCAUGAGAUGGAUGACAUUCUUCAGUCUAUUGAGUAUCCGCCUGCGUGGACAAUAUUCACUGAGCUCCAGAGGCCUGCCACGAUGAGUCAAGUACACAAAGCUGAGUUCGCCCAGCCGCUGUGCACAGCGAUCCAGAUCGCCAUAGUCAAUCGGUUGCGUCGUGUUGGUAUUGUUCCCACCGCAGUCGUCGGCCAUUCAAGCGGCGAAAUUGCUGCUGCAUAUGCCACUGGCGCUCUCUCUGUGACAGAGGCCAUCCUAUCGGCCUACUACCGUGGCCACGUGACAACACAGCAGAGAUUGGUGGGAGGUAUGGCAGCUGUUGGCUUGGGCUGCGCAGAGGCAUCGCAGUAUUUGGUUGAUGGAGUCGUGAUUGCCUGUGAUAAUAGCCCUAAUAGUGUGACCCUGUCCGGUGAUGAAGAGAUUCUCUGUGCCGUGUUGCAGACCAUUCAAAGCGACAAGCCCGAUGUUCUCGCACGGCAGUUGAAGGUUGAUAUAGCAUACCAUUCUCAUCACAUGAAGGCAUUGGGACAGGUUUAUUUCAGAUUACUCGUCCGGGAACUAAGCAGGCAACAUGCCACCCGCCAACAUACCAGUAUUCCACUCUUUUCAUCUGUAACUGGCAAAGUGAUUCAGGAUGGCGAGCAGCUUGGCCCGGCAUAUUGGGAAAGUAAUCUCACAUCCCGAGUGCAGUUCAACACUGCUGUACAGGCACUCCUGAAAGAGCAGCCGAGAACCCUUCUCUUGGAAAUCGGUCCUCAUUCAGCUCUGGCUGGACCCCUUCGCCAGAUAUGCUCGGCCAAAGGCGUCGAUUACAAGUAUGUUCCAACCAUGCGGCGAGGCGAGAAUUGCGAGAAAAGUGCCCUGGCUGCUAUCGGGCAAUUGUACCAAAACGGAGUGUCGAUCGACUAUGGCAGACUGUAUUCUGUCGGGGAGGUUCUGACAACUCUUCCCACCUAUCCGUGGCAGCAUGAUGAAUCAUUUUGGUAUGAAUCCCGAGUGUCCAAAGCAUGGAGAAUGCGCAACGUCGGGCAUCAUAGUCUUCUCGGCCUGCGUGUGCCCGAGAGUUCUAGUCAUGACCCAAUCUGGAGAAACAUUCUAUCUCUAGAGGACCAACCCUGGAUUGCAGAUCACAAGGUCGUAGAUGAUGUUGUCUUUCCUUUUGCUGGGUACAUUGCCAUGGCCGGCGAAGCUGUGAGACAGGCCACUGGUGUUGAUGGUGGUUUUCGAAUACGCCAUGCCAUUGCGCGAGCUGCCAUGGUACUGACAGAUGGCAAAUCCGUGGAAGUGUUGAGCAGUCUCAGGAAGCUGAAAAUUAGUGACUCCGGGGAGUCAUCAUGGUUUGAGUUUACAAUCUGUUCAAUCAGCGGGAAUACUUGGAUCAAGCACUGUGAAGGCCAAGUCAAGGCGUGUGUGGAGGAGCAGCCUCCAUCAUAUUGUCCGCAGAAGAGCGAGCUGCAGCGCCAGAUCAACCCAAUCAGAUGGUAUCAAGCAAUUUCCGAUAUUGGAAUCACUUAUGGCCCUGAAUUUCAGGGGCUUUCGGGCAUUUCGUGCUCCACGGCGAAUAACAUCGCGGCAGCGACGGUAUCAAAUCCUCAUUGCGAGAGCCCCGAGUAUCUCUUGCACCCCGGGUCGAUCGAUGCUUGUUUGCAAUUACUUGUCAUUGCGCUAUGCAAAGGAAUUGGUCGCAAAUUUGGUGGUCUUAAGGUUCCCACCGUAAUCGAAGAUCUGGUCAUCUUCCCCAGUUCCAGAGAGAUGGAGGCUAUCGCAUGGAGCCACGGUGAUGGAGGCAUGUCAGUCGAUUGCAAUGCGGAUGGCAAAUUAGCUCUUCGUCUUCGUGGAUUGAAAUUCACUCCCAUGGAUAACAGUCGCCAGCAAUCAUCCAACGAUGUGCAUGCUGCUUCGCGUCUCGAGUGGUGUCCAGACUUUGACUUCGUCGACCACAACACACUCUUCACCCCUCCCCGAUCGAAUCAAGAGGAGACCAGAAUGCAAGAGGAAAUGACUCUGCUAUGUAUUCUGGAAUCGGUCGAGAUAGUCAAGGGGCUGACUCCUUGUCAGCCGCAUUUUGCCAAAUUCCAAGAGUGGCUGGGCAUGGAAGCUCAGCGCGCAGUUAAUGGCACCUACCCUAUAUUGGAGCGCUCUGCAACAGACCUAGUCCGAAUGUCAUCUGCAGAGCGCAUCCAGAUGAUUGAGGAGCUGUAUCAGCAGCUUCUGAGCAUACCCGACAAGCGCUAUGGGGUCAUUGGGAUCAAACGCAUUUUUGACCAUUGCGCGAGCGUCUUCACGGGAGAAAGAGAUACUCUGGACAUCUUGAUGCAAGAUGACGUCCUGGCACACAUCUACGAUUCGAUAGGUUUUGGACAAACUGAACUCUUCCACCUGCUGUGUCAUUCCAGACCGACCCUGCGUAUUUUGGAGGUUGGUGCUGGAACCGGGGGCACCACCGAGAUGAUUCUACGCGAGCUCGUUCGCCCAGGAGAUAAUCAAUACUCCAACUACGAGAUGUAUACCUUCACCGAUAUCUCCGCUGGUUUCUUCCCCCAGGCUAAGGAGCGAUUUGCCUAUGCUCCCAACAUAGACUAUCAAGUAUUCGACAUUACUAUAUCGCCCUUUGAUCAGGGAUUCAAGCCCAACUCUUACGAUGUCAUUUUGGCAUCGAAUGUGAUUCAUGCCACUCCCUCGUUGAAAGCGACUCUCGGGAAUCUGCAACCAUUGCUUCGCCCAGGUGGUCAUCUGGUAAUGACGGAACUGUGUGGAGUGGCUCGUAUGCCGAACUAUCUCUUUGGCAACUUCUCCGGAUGGUGGCUGGGAGAGGCGGAUGGCAGACCAUAUGAGCCAUACAUCUCUGUAGAUCGCUGGAAUGAUGAACUCAAGCAAGCUGGAAUGAAUGGCGUCGAAACAGCGGUCCGUGACGCCGAAGAACCCUAUCACUCCUGCGCGGUAAUUGUGUCUCAGAAGCCACUUGCAAAGAAAACGUCGAUCAAGAACCGGAAUCUGACGAUUCUUUGUGAAAAUCCAGCACAGGGCAUUGCUCAAACGUUCAUUCACGACCUCCAGGCUGCUGGAAUUACGGUUUCCAUCUGUCAUCUGGGUGAGCUGCCAGUGCAAGACCAAGACAUUAUUUCUCUUCUCGAUCUAGAAGGUUACUUCUUCGAGACCAUCACUCCAGAGAGGCUGGGAAAUUUCCAGAAUAUUUUGAGUCGCUUGAAUACCCAGUUCCCUAUCAUUUGGCUCUUGCGACCAACACAGGUGAAAUGUAACGACCCUCGCUCUGCGCACGCGAUUGGAGUUGCGAGGUCCAUCAGAGCUGAGUCUUCGAUUCAGUUCUACACGGUCGAAAUUGACGUGAAUGAGACACAUUUUUCAUCCCUCGUUCAGCGUAUCUGGGAAAAGAUCAUCAACACCGAGGAUAAUGAGAUUCUGAGCCCUGAAAAGGAAUACAUCGUGGAUGAUGGGGUUGUCAAGGUCGGCCGAUAUCAUCCAUUCUCGUUAGAAGAGGAACUUGGGCAACAGAACCGGGUGAUCAAUGAAGCAGGAGCUCUAGAAGACGUCUACAGCCUGUAUAUCAGUACCCUUGGAUCAAUCGAUUCACUCCAGUGGAUGAGCGAGCGUAACCGCUUAUUUAUAAGCGAUGAAGAUGUGGUCAUUGAUGUUCGAGCAAUUGGGUUGAAUUUCAAAGACAUUCUCCAUGCAAUGGGUGUUCUCAAAGCUCCACAAAACACUAGCCUCCUGGGUCUUGAAGUCUCAGGCAUUGUCCGUCAGGUUGGUCGGAAUGUACACAACGUCUCUAUUGGAGAACGUGUGGUGGCGAUGUCUCCUUCUGCUUGUGCAAAGUCACUAGUGACCGUUCCUUCUGCUCUUGUUGUGUCAAUCCCUGAUCACCUGGGCUUUGUGGAUGCUGCGGCAAUGCCAAUCUGCUUCUCGACUGCUAUCGAAUCACUGAUUAAUAUUGGACGGUUAGAGGAAGGACAGUCCGCUCUUAUACACUCGGCAACCGGCGGAGUUGGACAUGCCGCCAUUCAAAUAUGCCAAAUGAUUGGAGCUGAGAUAUAUGCAACCGUUGGAAAUGUCAAAAAAGCCAGAUAUUUGACCGAGACAUUUGGCAUCCCCCAAAGCCGCAUUUUUAAUUCUCGGAACGACAGCUUCGUCACUGGUCUGAUGCAUGAGACUCAGGGCCGCGGGGUUGAUAUUGUCCUCAACUCACUUUCCGGCGAGCUUCUUCAUGCAUCGUGGGACUGUGUGGCUGAAUUUGGUAAACUGAUCGAGAUUGGAAAGAAAGACGGUGCAGACUUUGGCAAACUGCCAAUGCAUAACUUUCUGCUGAAUCGAUCAUACUGCUGUGUGGAUAUUGCACAUCUUACCCAGCAGCGAUAUAAAUAUUCGGGACGCCUACUAAAACAAAUUAUGCAACUGUAUUCCUCUGGGGAAAUUAGGGCUCUUAGCCCGAUUACUACUUUCGAUGCUUCUCAGGUCAAGGAUGCUUUCCGCCAUGUCCAAAACGUUGAUCAUAUUGGAAAGGCAGUGAUCGAGGUGCCUGAAGAUUUUUCUCAUGUUUCAAGCACCCCUCGGCCUCAGCCACUCCAGCUGGACAGUGAGGCAUCCUACCUACUUACCGGAGGCUUGGGGGGUCUCGGAAGAGUAAUGUCCACUUGGUUGGUUGAGCGAGGUGCAAGAUCGUUGGUGUUUUUGUCUCGCAGUGCAGGAUCUUCCGAGAAGCAGCAAUUUUUGCGAGAACUGACAAGCUGUGGCUGUUCAGUCACUAUCAUUCCAGGAAGGGCAGAGUCCAAAGAAGAUAUUGAGGUGGCCGUUACAAAGGCACCCCGACCAAUCAAGGGGGUGAUUCACCUGGCAAUGGUUCUGCAGGACUCACCUUUUGCAAGUAUGUCAUCCUCUGACUGGGCUGCAACAAAUGCCCCCAAAGUGAAUGGAGCCUGGAACAUGCACGAAAUCUUCCCGGAUCGAGACUCGCUCGACUUCCUUGUUCUUGCCAGCUCUAUAGUAACAGUCGUCGAGCAACCUGGCCAAGGUAACUACAGUGCGGCAAAUACAUAUCUGGAGGCAUUCUGUCAAUAUCGUCGGUCGCGCUCCCUUCCUGCAUCAGUCCUCAACAUCUGUCCCAUAGACGGCGUUGGAAACGUUGCCGAGAACAACUCCGCGAGAAAAAGCUUGAAGGCACAAGGGCUAUACUUCCUAGGAGAAAAAGAGCUCCUGGACUUCCUGGAGCUUUCAAUUUUCAUAUCCAAACCAUCGCAUCCCACUCCCGGUGAAGAGCCCGCGCGCAAGGGAUGGAGAAAUCCAGGCCAGAUCGUGAUGGGUCUACGUGCUAAAGGUGACCUGAACGAUCCCAACACACGCACAAACUGGCGUCGUGAUCGCCGCAUGGGAUUCUACCACAACAUCAACCAGAAGCCGGAGGGAUAUGAGCGCGGUGGCUCUAGCGAGCUGUCAAAAUUCCUAUCUGGUGUAGCGGAUGACCCUGCCGUCCUGGCCCGUCCCCAGAGCGCCGAGUUCCUAGCCACAGAGAUUGGGAAGAAGAUCUGUAGCUUUAUGCUCAAGUCCGAUGAUGAUUUGGACAUCAAUUUGACGUUGGCACAGAUGGGUCUCGACUCUCUCAUGGCAAUUGAGCUGCGACGGUGGUGGAAGAUGGCGUUUGGUCUGCAGAUCAGUGUCUUGGAAUUAAUGGCGACGGGUACAGUGAUGGCGUUGGGUGCAUUGGCUGCUUCACAGUUGAAGAACAAAUUCAUAGAAGUAUAA